Spodoptera litura is the source of this 2888-nucleotide messenger RNA. The record is from RefSeq and is a predicted model, not a curated record. Lineage: Eukaryota; Metazoa; Arthropoda; Insecta; Lepidoptera; Noctuidae.
GUCACAGAUAUUAAAUAAAAUUAUUACAUUGUGUGGUCGAGUGUCGAACGCGUCGGUGGAGUCGACGAAAUUUAGGACCGUUGAAGUAGGAUUUAUUCCUACGGUGUGUGUUGUGAAAAUGAGUUUGAAACAAAUAGUUUUGUUUGCAUGUGUGUUAGCUGUAUCUUUGGGACAAGAAUACCGAGUAUGCGUCACAAAUGGAGUGGUUCCAGCUUCAUGCAAUAGUUUGAGUAUUAACGGCGGCCGGUUUAUGUGUGAACGCGUGGAAUCCAGGGUGGAAUGCGCGGAGAAGUUAGCUAAGAAAGAAGCAGAUGUAGCUUACUUCACAUCAGAAGAAACUUUACUUCUGGCGCAUCAACAACCCACUGACAGUAGAGUAAUUGCUACAGUCAGACAUAUAGAGAACCUUGAGCCUUACGACUUCGAGGCAGUGGCCGUGGUCCCUAUCAAUCACACCAAUGGUUUGGAAGGUCUCCGCGGUGGAGUAUACUGCCACCCAGGCUUCGAUGUUGAAGACUCCAAAUGGUCUCUAAGAGUAUUGAAGACCCUUGAGCAACAGGCGGCUCGUACAGACAGAUGCCAGGAUGCCAACACAGCCGGCAAAACCGCUGAGGAGAUGGAGGUGGACACCCUAAGCAACUUCUUCUCAGCAGCCUGCAGGCCAGGAACCUGGAGUAGCAAUGACACCGUCGAUGCUAACCUAAAAUCCCGCUACCCAUCCCUCUGCAGCCGUUGUGGACCCGAUCCCAGUUGUUCAAGAUACACGCUGGAUAUGGGCGUAGCAGUGGCUGGAGCCAACAACGAUAACCGUCACAUCCAAGCCUUGGAGUGCCUGAGGGUCAAUGGCAAUGCUUCCAACACCGCCGUGGCGUACGUUGCGUGGCAGCAUGUUAGACAGUUCUUCAGUCGUCGCAACCCCAAUGACGCCCCGUUCUAUGCGGUGCUCUGCCCCAAUGGUACGCUGGCCCCCCUGACCACUGACACCCUGAACAAUGCCAUCUCACCAUGUUCUUUCGUCCGUCAACCUUGGGGAACCAUUGUAGCCGCUACAGACAAUGCAGCUGCCGUCCUUCUAGCCUUGAGGACCGCUUGGCCAGCAGGAUCAAACCCUGGUAGCUCUUGGCAGUCAACGCUAUUCACCAUGUUAGCUGGCCCAGCCACCGCUCGAGUGAUUUACGAGGACGCUCCUGUAUCGCCAUUGGAUUUUACUUCCUCAUUCCGUUCAAUCAGCAAUGCUGACGCCAGUGCGUCCUGCAUGCCCGCUCGCCGCUGGUGCACCGUGUCUGAAGCAGAAUUGGCCAAGUGCAAUUGGGUGAGAGGUGCAGCUCAUAUUCUGGGUAUCCAGCCUUCUAUCACAUGUCUGAGAAGGAACACAGUCCUGGACUGUCUCUCUGACGCCAAAGCUGAACAAGUUGACUUCCUGGCAAUAUCUUCCACCUACGGCUACUUGGCUAGACAGCACUACCAGCUAACUCCAGUAAAAUUGGUUCAGAACCAAUUUGCCAACGCGACCAAGAUCGCAGCUUUCGUUAAGGAAUCGUCUGUCGCUUCUGGCAACCUCACCCGCUUCGAGAACCUUCGAGACAAGAACGCCUGCUUCCCUGAAUUUGGUGGACUAGCGUAUGUGUCAUUCGUGAGAACUGGACAUGAGAGGGGAAUUUUGCCAACAUCUGAAUGCGACUAUGCGCGCGUUGUCGGCGAAUUCUUCGGCGGUGCUUGUGCUCCCGGCGCCAUUGAUGCCUCUUUCGCUCUCUCUGAUUCUUCCAGUUUCAAUUCAUCCAGAUUGUGCACAGCUUGCCGAGCUACGCCUGGUAUGGUCAACAUCCCUGACCCGGUCUGCACCUGGGAUUACAACACAAACCGUUACUUCGGCAACAAUGGCACCAUCGCGUGUUUGGCUGACGCCGCCAAUGAUGUGGCCUUCUUGAACAUCAGGAAUAUGCGAAGCUACAUACAGUCCCUGCAACUUCAAGAGAACCAGUUCCGUGCUCUCUGCUAUAACAAUUCCCUCGCCACGCGCACUGGUAUCGACAUCGAUGAUGGCUGCCUCUUGGCUCAUGUUUACGACAGCGAGAUUGUUGCUAGAAGAAGCGACCCAUACUACAACAGUUUGAGCACACUCUUCGACACCCUCGACGCAUACUUCGGAUACUUAGCGGCGAAUGGAAACCAGCUUAUCAACAUAGAAUUGUACUCACCCUUCAACGGAGUCUCUCACUUAUUAUUCAGAGACACCGCCAUUGGUCUUGCUGAACCUAUCAGAAACCCAGACCUUGAGCUGGCCAAUAAUUAUAUGAACCUCGUCAGCCACUUACAAUCUUGCACGGGCACCACACCUCCCGUGCCUGGGCAUGCCAACCGAAGUGUAUACUCCAUAAUAACCUUAUUCGUAAUGGCUCUAAUGACAAGAUUCGUUGUCUAUUAAACCAUUUUCAGUGCGUAUCCGAACGCACUCUUUUAGUUUUAAGUUUUUGACAUUGACAGUUGUUUUGGCGGGAAUUGUUUUUUUUUGUGUGAAUAUUUUGUUCUUUGCAAUUGAAUGUUUUAUUUUAUGAUUUUCCAUAUAGCGUUGUGCAUAUCUACAGAAUUUAACGUAUUAUUUUUAUAACAGUAUUCAAUUAACAUCACUUAAAUACCUAAUUAGGUAAGUAUUUAAACAAUAUUUUAUGCAAUAAAGAUAUUUUACCUUUAGAUAAGGCUAUUUUAUUGUAAUUUGAAACAAAAGGUAUAUUUUUGUAGCUGAUAUCCUCCGAUUUUUCAUUAAUAUUGUAUGUAUGUAUUACAUAUAUAGGUAGAAUAGUAAAUAGUAAAAUAUAAUUUAGAUUAAGCUACACCGUUACCAUUGUACUUUAUUUGUAUUUUUUGUGAAUAAAAUUAAACUUUUUUAC